Messenger RNA from Cladocopium goreaui, 2457 nucleotides. Lineage: Eukaryota; Dinophyceae; Suessiales; Symbiodiniaceae. The record is from the annotation of a GenBank genome assembly.
AUGAUGUCCUUCACAGAGACAUCACAAUUGCUACAGAAAGAGCUCAUGAACGAUUACAGCUACCGGGUCGAUGGGAUUCCUCCAAUGAAUGACUCGCAGUAUGACUUCAACCACGUGCAGUCGCACCCGCCCCCCAGCGCCUACAUGCAGCGCACCGCCGCCGCCGGGGGUCGCGCCUCGGCCAUGCCGCAGAGUCGCGGCGGCUUCGGGCGCAACACGGAGACGGCACGGCCCAUGACGUCCAACCGGGCGGCCGGUUACACGGCGGCGGGGAAACAGGGAGGCAACAAGGUCUUUGAUCCCUUAAAUCAAGGAGACAAGGGCACAGCCAAGCCCUUGGAAAAGAAAACAGAACUUUCCCCUGAAGAAAAACUUCGGGAGAUGGAGAAAGAGAUUCACCGCCUGGUCGAAGAGAGCGCAAUCACGCGCGAGCGUGGGAAUCUGCGGGAAGCUCUUGAAAAGGGCAAGGAAGCGGGCAAGAAGGAGAGACAACUGUGCAGACUGCGGGAACAGCAGAAUCUGCUAGAUCAGUUGAACGUUGACCUCACCUACGCCGUGUGCCUCAACCUUGCCAUUCAGCACCAGGCGAAUGACAAUGACAAUGAGGCCUUGACGAUUUACACACAGAUCGUCAAGAACAAGCAGUACCCCUUUAGUGGACGCUUUCGGGUGAACAUGGGCAACAUUUACUUCAAGCAGGAGAAGUGGACUGCUGCAAUCAAAAUGUAUAGAAUGGCUUUGGACCAAAUCCCGAACAAUGUGCAGGCAAUCCGCUUCAAGAUCAUGAGAAAUAUUGGCCAUGCAUUCUUCAAGAUGCAUCAAUUUCCUGAUGCAAUAGAUUCAUAUGAGAAUUUGCUGAUGCAUGGGGCCCAACACUUGGAUUUUAUGACCGGCUUCAAUCUCAUUCUUUGCUACUUUGCGCUUGGAGAUAAAGACAAGAUGAAAAGCGGCUUCUUAAAGCUGCUGAACAUCGAGCAGGUGGGCUUGGAGGAUUUCGACGAAGAAGAAGAAAUCGAGCUGGGCCAAACUGAAGAGCAGAAGCAGGAAAGUGCCAACCGCACCCUGACGGAGGGCGAUGACGCCUUGCGGGAGGACAUCAAGCGAAGACAGCGUGAAGCAGCCAGGUUCAUCGUGAACGCUGCGAAUCUCAUCGCACCGGUGAUCGAAAAGACCGAGGUCCUGGGCUAUGACUGGGUGAUCGAUUCCUUGAACCAUCAUGGCUUUCCGCGCAUUGGAUCUGAGCUCGAGAUUGCAAAGUCUUGUUUCUUUCUCCGACGCAAGGAGUUUGAUCAGGCCAUCCAGGUGCUCAAGAAGUUUGAGCGAAAAGAGCCCUCACUGAUGGCCUGUGCCGCAACGAAUUUGUCCUUCCUUUAUUUCCUGGAAGCUGAGCAUGUGAACGCCGAGAAGUAUGCAGACAUCGCGGUGAAAGCUGACCGCUACAACGCCAGGGCAUUGGUGAACAAAGGAAACUGCAUGUUCAUGAACGACGAGUUCGAGCGGGCCAAGGAAGUAUAUUUGGAGGCGAUUGGCGUCAGCGCAGAUUGCCUGGAAGCCAUUUACAACCUUGGACUGGUGAACAUGCACAUUGGCAAGUACCAAGAGGCGCUGCUUGCUUUUGACAAGCUCCAUUCCAUCACUCAUGUGAAUUGCGAGGUGAUGUGGCAGCUUGGUGACAUCCACGAGAAACUGGGCAACCAUGCCAAGGCUCAUGAAUGGUUUUCACUGCUGGUCACUUCACCAAAGGGACGCCCCACGGACCCAGGUGUGCUGGCGAGACUGGCCAACCUUUUCAACAAGGCUGGCGAUGAGACGCAAGCCUUCCACUACCAUCUGGAAUCCUACAGGUAUUGGCCAGUGGAUAUGAAUGUCAUCACCUGGCUUGGUAUUUACUAUGUGAAGCAGGAGAUGUAUGAGGCAGCUAUCCCGUUCUUCUCACGAGCCUCACAGAUCGAGCCUAAUGAGGUGAAGUGGAGGUUGAUGGUGGCCUCCUGCUAUCGCCGCAUGGGCGCCUACCCAGCGGCCUUGAAGUUAUAUGAAGAUAUCCACAAAUCGCAUCCCAAUGACAUUGAGUGCGUGAGAUAUUUGAUCACCAUUUGCAAGGAGAUGAAGCAGAAGUACGACCACUACGCAGCGCAUCUGCGGAAGUUGGAACGACUUCAGGAGGCCCAGAACGGUCAGGGCGGACGUCCCAUGGGCACGGUCUCGGCCAUUGACGAUUCGCCCCACGACGAAGGGCCGGGGCGCAUGGGCUUCGGGGGCUCCCGGGGACACUUCGAGGAGGAUGAGGUGCCACCGGCACCAGCGGAUCCGCCCAGACCACCCAUGGAGUUGUUUGAAGCAGAGGCUGAUCUGCCCCAGAAGGCGGCGCCCAAGAGACGUUUGGCGGCUCCCAAGGCCACAGACGACGAUGAUGAUUGGGGCAACGACGACCUCACCGAUGUGCUGCCUCCAAUGUGA